UGUUCUCAGCGGCGCACCGUUAUCCGGGCCGAGCUGUCAUCCACGGUCCAUCUCCUCCAGCAGAUAACCGUGCUCUCCUCGACUGUAUCCCAGUAGUAUUCAGCGGGCUCACCCCACAUAACUAUUCCCGUGUUUUUGCGUGGAGAAACAGUUUUCAUCGACGGAGUUUUUUUUCUUUUCUCCGUGAUAUCCAGAAGGCGCAAAGAUGAAAUUGGAAAAAGGCUGGACGUGGCUCCUGCUGCUGCUUAUAUCCACCCUGGCUGUGGCAGCUGUGGCGGCCCACGAGAAGCAGUCGGAGGCCGAUGUUUCAGACAUCGUCGUUGACGACGACGAUGAUGACAUGGGCUUAGAUGAGGAGGAGUUAAAGGUCCUGAUGGCGGAGGAUGAGAGAGAGCAGGUUAAAGAGACGCACAGCAAGAGCACAGCCAGUGAGAAGGACACUGACUCCAAUGUCUCCUUCCAGGUAACAUACAAGACUCCUGUUCCCACUGGAGAUGUGUACUUUGCAGAGACAUUUGAUGAUGGUUCACUGGACAGAUGGCAGCUGUCAAAAACAGUGAAGGAGGACGCGGAUGGUGACAUCGCCAAAUAUGACGGGAAGUGGGCUGUGGAGCAGCUGAAGGAGAACAAGGUCCCAGGAGACCAGGGCCUGGUGCUGAAGUCCCGGGCUAAACACCACGCCAUUUCUGCAAUGCUGGAUAAACCCUUUGUGUUCAAGGAUGAACCUCUGGUCAUUCAGUAUGAAGUGAAUUUCCAAGAUGGUAUCGACUGUGGUGGAGCAUACAUCAAACUGCUUUCCGACACUGGCAGUCUCAACCUGGCGCAGUUCCAUGACCGUACACCCUACACCAUCAUGUUCGGACCAGACAAAUGUGGCGAGGACUACAAGCUGCACUUCAUCUUCCGCCACAAGAAUCCUCUGAACAGAGACAUGGAGGAGAAGCACGCAAAGAGAGCCGACGUCGACCUCAAGAAAUUCUACACUGACAAGAAGACUCACCUCUACACGCUGCUCCUGAACCCGGACAACAGCUACGAGCUGUUCAUCGAUCAGUCGAGCGUGAGCCGUGGCAACCUGUUGGAGGACAUGGUGCCUCCGGUCAACCCGCCCAAAGAGAUAGACGACCCAAAUGACUCCAAGCCAGACGACUGGGACGAGAGGGCCAAGAUUCCCGACCCAGAGGCCGCGAAGCCCGAUGACUGGAUCAACAAUCCUCAGUACAAGGGCAAGUGGAAAGCCCCCCUGGUGGACAAUCCUAACUAUCAGGGAGUGUGGAAGCCUCGUAAGAUCCUUAACCCGGACUAUUUUGAGGACCUGCAGCCGUUCAGGAUGACACCAUUCAAGGCUCUGGGACUGGAGCUGUGGUCCAUGACCUCAGAUAUCUACUUCGACAACUUUAUUAUCACCUCUCACAAGGAGGUUGCUGACCGCUGGGCGUCUGACAGCUGGGGGCUGAAGAAACUGGUGGCCAGUGCUAACGAGCCAGGGAUUUUCGCUCAGCUGAUGAUGGCAGCAGAGGAGCGGCCGUGGCUCUGGGUGAUCUACAUACUGACAGUAGGCCUGCCCGUGGGACUGCUCGUGCUCUUCUGCUGGCCAAAGAAAUCGGAUGAUGACUACGUGUACAAAAAGGUGGAUCCGCCCAAGGCUGAUGUGGAAGAGGAAGAAGAGGAGGAGGAGGAAGAGGAGGAGGAGGCAGCAGUAGAUGAGGAAGACAAAGGAGCUGAAGCUACAGAAGCAGCACCAGCUGCAGAAGAAGCCGAGGAGGAUGCAGUAGCAGGAGGGGACAAUGUAGAGGGUGACGAUGAAGAAGAAGAGGAGGAGGAGGAGGAGGAGGAAGAAGAGGAGGAGGAAGGAGAAGAGGAAAGCAAAGCUCCAGGGAGAACAUUAGAAGAUGAGGUUGGUGUCAUCUGUUCAACAGGGGGAAAUGAUAAAAAAUUAACAGCUGUGCAGUCAGGGAACUUCUCAAGUCUUUGACAUAUUUUCUUUCUA
Molecule: messenger RNA, 1990 nt
Organism: Neolamprologus brichardi
Lineage: Eukaryota; Metazoa; Chordata; Actinopteri; Cichliformes; Cichlidae
Source: RefSeq, a predicted model, not a curated record